AUGUAUCUAGUGUGUAUCAUCAGAAAACAUGCUUCGUUUAACAGUAUUGGUUAUUGCGUUAACUGCCGUGUUGGCCGACAAGGAUGAUAUGAAAAAAUGUAUGAGGCUGCUUCAUCAGGGGUCUAUGCGUUGCUGUAAAAAGGAAAUACCGAUGCCGAAAAUAGACAGAGAGGAGCUAAAAGAAUGCUUCAAGAUUCCACACUCUCCCCAUUCUUGCGAGCCGGACAUUUGUAUCGGAAAGAAGCGCGGGUACGCCUCUGAUGACGGUACAGUCGACAUGGACGCAUUUGAGAAGGCAGUAACGGAAGAUUUUAGUAGUUCUCCUACAUUGAUGGAAGCUAUCAAAGAAAAAUGUGUCAAAGGGGACGUCAGCAAAUACGGACCGCCUGAUGCAUGCCAGCUGGCCAAACUAAAGUUGUGCUUGCAUAAUACAAUGAUUCUAGACUGCAAAGAAUGGAGUGACGAUGGCCCGUGUGCUGGCAUUAAGGGCCUAGUCAUGGAAUGCGCUAAAGAAUGAGAAAUAAACAACUGACUACCAUUAUAGUAUUUUACUCGUCAAACUGAACAGUUUCUGCAAACAGUAUGCUACUUAUUUUAAUAAAUAUUUUUCUUGCU
Molecule: messenger RNA, 615 nt
Organism: Leguminivora glycinivorella
Lineage: Eukaryota; Metazoa; Arthropoda; Insecta; Lepidoptera; Tortricidae
Exons: 5
Coding region: 29-517 (162 amino acids)
Molecular function (GO): odorant binding
Source: RefSeq, a predicted model, not a curated record